Messenger RNA from Leptopilina heterotoma, 6305 nucleotides. RefSeq lists its product as uncharacterized. Lineage: Eukaryota; Metazoa; Arthropoda; Insecta; Hymenoptera; Figitidae. Bases 1120 to 3234 code for a protein of 704 amino acids. Gene Ontology annotation, cellular component: membrane. Gene Ontology annotation, biological process: transmembrane transport. Gene Ontology annotation, molecular function: transmembrane transporter activity. The record is from RefSeq and is a predicted model, not a curated record. The transcript is spliced from 4 exons.
AUACUUUUUUAUGUAAUAACAAUAAUAAUUUAUUUCAAUCUAAAUUGCAUAAUUUUAUCUAUUUUCUUCUUUAGUGAUUAAUGAUUUUUCUAUAUUUUUUUAAACAAAUAAAGAAAUAAACUUUUAUCAAACAUAUAAUUAUACAUAAUAAUUGAGGGUUUGGAACUGAUAAAUGCCUGCUACGCGUGCACGUGGUUGAAAGGGACUAUAGGCCUCUCACUGUUACCUGACUGGUAUAGUUCCUUUCAUCCGUUCCAGAGUCUCUAUUAUUACAAACAAUAAAACAUUUAAUUAUUUUUAUAAAUAAUUUUAUCAAUGAAAUUCGAAAUAUUCAUAAUUUUUACAAAAAAAGUUAUAAAAUUGCGAAUUUAAAAAAAAUUGUAAAAAAAAGAAAAUUAGGAUAAAAAAAUUUUUGUAUUAAAACUGUACAAAAGAAUAAUUGUUGUGCAUUGUAAUAUAUAGAAUUGUAAUAAAUUAAGGCAAAUUAAACGAAAAACCAAAAUGAUUUUUUUGGAAGACAAUUAUCCAUUAAUUUUUAUUUUAUUUAUUUAUUGUUAAAUAUUUUUUAUUAUUAUUUUAAUUUUGUAUAUUUUUUUGGAUCGACUCCCUGAAAAGGAAAUCAUUUAGAUUUCAAAACGUUGGAGUAAAUAAAUAUUUUAUUCAUUGUCCGAAUGUUUUCGUUUAAUUUGCCUUAAUUUAUAAGGGAUCUCGGACGUUAAAGAUUAUUUAACUAAGAAUUAUAAUAAAUGUAUUUAGUGUUAUAACAGAGGAAAAUAUAAUAAAAUAAUAGAAAUAUUAAAUCAAAUUUUUCAUUAUCAAAUCAUUUUACGUUUUUUUGCAAAAAAAAUGUGUAAAAAAAUUUUUUUUUCAAUUAAAAAACUUGAAUACAACACGACAUAAUUUAAAAUACACGAAGACUCGCUUUUUAGUAUUUUAUAUGAUUUUUAUCUAGCUGAUAAGAAUCAAUUAGUAGCACGAAUUGUUCAACUUGACUUUAUAACUACAAAGUUUUGUUCAAAAAAGUUAUUUCAUAUUUUUUCAAUAGAGUACUCGUGCACACGUGUCUGUAAAAUAAUGACUCUCUGAUCAAAAAAGUGAAUUUUAAUUUCCAAGAAAAAAAUGGAUAAUCAAAGCUUUACAAAAACUGUUAUUAUACAAUAUGCAGCUGUUAUAACGGCUGCCAUAAUGUCAGCAGGCUACGGUGCAACAAUUUCUUGGACAUCGCCAGCUUUACCAUAUUUGACAAGUGAAGAACGUGACGUUCCUGUAACUGUGCAACAAUUUGAUUUAAUAUCAUCUUUAUCGAUAUUAGGAUGUUUCUUUGGAUUGAUAAUAAAUCCAAAUAUCUUAAAGUAUUUUAGCAAAAAAACAACAAUGUUACUGUACGGCAUACCGCAAGUUAUCUCCUGGUUACUACCAGUUUUAAGUGAAAAAGAACACAUCAUCUGUAUAGGAAGAUUUAUCGGUGGAGUAGCUUAUGCAGGUGGAGUUUGCACCAUGACUGAAUACAUUUUAGACGUAAGCAAUUUCGGCAAUCGUAACAUACUCUUUACAAUUAAUAAUUUUAUACUGUGUUUUGGUUCUUUAUUGCCAAUAUUGUAUAGUUCAUAUUUAUCCUAUCAUCACAUGAAUAUUGGCCUACUAAUGAUGCCAGUUGUUUUUUUUGUUAUUUUCUUAUUUAUUCCCGAGUCGAUAUUUUUUCACGCAAUGAACAGAAGGAAGGAGGAAAUUAUUAGAUCUUUUUCUCAAGAAUCUACGAUGAUGGAUAACAAUGGGAAUGUAACAAAUAGAAUAAAGAAUUCGGCAAAAAGAAAAAAUGUUUCCAAAUUUUGUUGUUUCACGACUGAGGCAAAUAAACCGAGGCAACAUGAUUUUGAAGCAUCAGCAAAAGAUAAAGAACAAAGUACAAAUGGUGAUGUAUCGACAGCUGUAGGAAUUGGAGCAGGAACGAAUUUUCAAUUCGGUACAGAGCAGAAGAAAGACAUUGAUGAUGGUGACAAAAGUAUUGGCAAAAGGGAAUCAAGAAGUAGAAUUGAUGGUGUAAAAACCACUAAAGAUGAUAGUGGCAAUAACUCUAAAGAUGAUAGUCGUGAGGAAACCACUAAAGAUGAUGAUGUCAAUACCACUAAAGAUGAUUAUGGUAAGAACACUAAAGAUGAUGAUGCAAAAACCACUAAAGAUGAUGGUGGCAACAGCACUAAAGAUAUUAGUGGCAAAAACACUAAAGAAGCAGUUUCCGAAAACCUCAUAGAAGCAGCUAGCCAAAGUACCGAACAUACAACUACAGAAUUUGCAAAUACCAAAUGUACAACUACUGAAUUUUUAGACAUCAAAUUAGCAAGCAAAAAAAUCAUAAACGAACCCGAAUCCAAAAUAGAAACAACAAAUUCCAAUACCAUCAUUAACAUUCCCUUCAUAUCAGAAAACACGACAACUUCCACCUCGAAUUUUGAAAAAUCAAACCAAAAUGCUCCCAACCGAAGAGAAUCACUAUUUGUAACAAUAAUAAAACAAAACAAAUUCAACAUCAAAGAAACAAACUUCUGGAAACUGAUAACGCAUCCAAAUAAUCAACGAUCAAUUCUAAUAAUAAUCUGUUUAAACGCCGCCGACAUAUUCUCAGGUCACUAUCCCCUGGUAUCAUAUACCGAACAAUUUCUAACACAUCGCAAUGCAGUCCUAUCACCCGAUAAAGCAUCACUUCUCCUGUCAUUCAUCCGAUUAUUAGCAAUACUAUUAAGUACCCAAAUUGUCGAAAAAAUUGCCAAACGAAAUCUUAUUCUCUACGGUGGAAUUAUUGGUUCAAUAUCACUGAUUCUUGUUGCGAUAUUUUUCUGUCUACACAAUCGAAAUUAUGACAUUUCAUCGAUUAGUUGGUUUCCUAUAUUUUUUUUUACUCUAUUCGAUGUAUCAAAUUCAAUAAGCGUGGGCAAUACACUUUUUUUAUUUCAAGCCGAAUUAUUUGAUGAUAAUGUUAAAAGUUUAGGUAUUAGUGUAACAAGUCUUAUUUACGUAUUAAUGGGAUUUUUGUCAUUAGUUAAAUUUCAAACAUUAAUGAAUUUACUCGGUAUAACUGUUAUAUUAUGUUUUUUUGCAUUUUGCACUAUUUUAUUUCCAGUUAUUAUUUUUUAUAUUACACCCGAAACAAAUGGAAAGUCUGUUGAUGAAAUACAAACUGAACUGAAAAAAAGAACAUGUUCAAAAAUACACUUAAAAAAUUUAGGUAAAGCAUAACCUCAAAAAAAAACUAAAGGCGCUCGCACACCUCUACUGCCAGCAUGAGAGUAAGAGAGAAAAAACAUGAAAUUUGAAUUUUCUGACUUACUUACUCUCAUGUGUUACCAUGACAACUAUGCAUGCAUUGGCAUGCAUGCAGAGCUGUGAGAGCGUCUUAAACAUUAAUAUUAAAAAAAUAACAAGUCAAGAGGGUAAUUUAACCUUAAAAAUUAGGUCUAAAUUUAGGGGUCAAAGACUAUUAUAAUUUUUAUGUCAAAAAUGAAAACUGGUAGAACAUAACUUCAUAAUUUUAGUUAAAAAUUACACGUCAAAUCAUAAUUAGAGGUAAACACAAUUUUUUAAAUAAAUAAAAAAAUUGGACAUAUUGAGACAUCGUAGAGUCGCAAUAAGUAGAGGAAAGAUUUUGAAAAUUUGUUCUUCGUAUUUUAAUUAAAAAAAAAAAAUUUUCAAUAUUUUUUUUAAAUAAAUUGUGAAUAUCGAAAAGGGCUCAACUCGGUUUUUUGAAAUUUUACAGGAGACAAAAAACUAUUUAUUUCAAACAGCUUUAGUCAGAAGAGUUCAGUUUUUUUUGUAGUAAGUAGAUGCUAUUUUAUAUGAGAAAAUGAUAAAAGAAUUGUUCUUAACAACAGUGAGUUGGAGAAAAUUGAUAUUAUAGUUGCCCUUUUCGAAAUACAUAAAACAAAAUUUAAUCGUUUUAAUCAUAAAAAUAUAUUAAUGAAAUGUUUUACUAUCGAGGAAUAAUUUAUUUAUUUAAUUUUAAAAUGUAUUAAAUUUUUUUAACUCAAAAACAAUUCAACAUUAUAGGUUAGAAAACAAACAAUCUUAGAUUAUAAGUCAAAUGAAAAAACACAUUAAUAAAUUUUUUUCGCUAAAAGUACCUCGAAUGAAGUUUUUCUUUUAAAAAAACGUCAAUAGAUAUAUAUUAUGUAAUAAUGCAAAAAAGUGGGAAAAAAUUCAAGUUGAGCCCUUUUCGAAAUUCACGAUUCAAUUGUUUUAAAUACAUUUAUUGUGAUCAGCCUGUAAAAAUACACUAGUAUACGAAUUUUCAGCUAAUUUUAGGUCAAAUAAUAAAGAAAUUAGGGGGAAAAACGUUUUAUCAGAAAUUUUUUAGUUUUUUCUUGACAAUGCUAUGGUCAUUAUUACACAGCAAGUUCACUAUAUUUUUUCUGUAAUAUUCGCGUUAAAAUACUGCGGGAGUAAUGGCAGCCAAUAUUAGGCCAUUAUUGGACCGUUUUUAAUUUUGCACUUAGUGAAUCCCAAAAUGUUUUGUUCUUUAAUGACAAAUACAUCAUUAAUUAUUUCGAAUUAAAAUACAACGUAAAACACACUUUUUUAUUUACUACAGAAAACAAAUUUUCUUUUUUUCGACAAAUACUAAAACAAGAAAAAAUAAAAAUGAUGGAAACUAAAUUUGAUGAACAAUUCCGAGGUGUCAUUUUUAUGCAAUACGUAGCUGGUAUCACGUCCACACUCGUAGCAUUGGGUUUCAACGCAAUGGAAAGUUGGACAUCUCCAGCCCUCCCCUAUCUAACAAGUGAAAAACUAAAAUCACCACUUCAAUCAACAGAUUUUGAUUCCAUUGCCUCUGUAUCGAUACUCGGAAGUUUUUUCGGUUUCAUUCUAAAUCCACUGCUCGUCAAUAAUUUAGGCACAAAAUCAACUCUGCUAAUUUUCGCCAUUCCACAAACAAUAUCAUGGCUAAUGUUAAUUUUCAGCGAAAAUUUAACAAUCAUCUGCCUAUCAAGAUUCAUAAGCGGUCUAGCCUAUUGUGGUGCACUAUCAACACUAGUCGAAUACUUAACAUCAAUAACAAAUUCCACUAAUAGAACCAAAUUUUUCACCAUCAUGAAUCUAUCCUCGAAUCUCGGCAAUUUAUUACCAAUAACAAUUAAUUUAUUUUGCACCUAUCUUCAAAUGAACAUCAUUCUAACGACAAUACCAAUUAUUUUCAUCGUCAUUUUUCUCAUCAUGCCAAAAUCAGACUACUUCAUCGAAAUGAAUAAAUGGAAGGAGGAGGAAGUUAAAAUCAAUUCGUCCAUUACUUCGCCCUACGGAUUCGACACUUUCCGAACAGCUCAAAAGAAUUUUAUAGAUGACAAUAUUUCCCUAAGGAACAAAACAACGACCAAAAUUGACAUUAUCGACAAGGAUUAUUUCAUUCUAAACAAGUUAAAUAAUCAAGAUAAGUUAAUAAUGAAUCACGACAAGUUGAAACUAAAUCAAGACACAAGGAAAAGUUUUUUCAAAAUUUGUCACAAUUUUUUAAAGGAGAAUCAAUUUUUGAAAUUAUUUACCGAACGAAACAAUAGAAAAGGACUUACAAUACUCAUUUGUGCAUGCUGUAUGGAUGUUUUAGCAGGACAUAUACCAAUUUUAAUCUACACCGAACAAUUUUUAACACAUCGUGGAUCAAUUAUAAAUGGUGAUCAAGCAUCAUUUUUAUUAACAAUCAUUAAAGUUGUUGCCGUUCUUCUAAGUACACAAUUUACCGAUAGAAUUGAGAAGAAAAAACUAUUAUUAAUUUGCGGUAUUAUUGGUUCAUUAUCAUUGGGUUUUGUUGGUCUAUUUUUUUUCCUUGAUACACAACAUUAUGACAUUAGCAAAAUUGGAUGGUUUCCAUUAGUUUUUAUAACAAUUUCAGAAAUUGCAAAUGUCAUUGGUAUUGGCAAUGUGUUUUUUGCCUUUCAAGGUGAACUAUUUUCAAAUGAUGUUCAAACAUUGGCAAUCAGUGUCAGUAAUAUUAUGUACAUGAUUAUACAACUUGUCGCACUGAUGAAAUUUCAAGAAUUAUUACAAUUAUUUGGUUCUUCUUUAAUAUUUUGGUUUUUUUCACUAAUGUGCAUUUUAAUGCCAAUUAUUAUAUUUAUCAUUGGACCAAAUACAAAAGGGAAAACAUUGGAGGAGAUUCAGUGCGAAAUGAAAAAAUAAGGAGAUAUUUAUAACAAACCUACUGUAAAUUUUUAUUAUAUAAAUCUUUAUAAAUAUAAAGAUAUUUUGUAGGAAAAUUUUUGUGAUAUUUUAUAUUUUAUGAUUGUUCUAGUCCAAAUAAAUAUAAUGGUUUUUUUAGA